AUGGGAACGGAAGUUUCAGUUCUUCUUCUGCUCACUGCGGGACCUUGGGUGGUGGAGAUGGGAGAUUCGGAGGGUUUGGGCAUGGGCAUUGAGGAAGUCCAUGUCAACACCAACUUGCUGAGGCCAAUACGGCUCCAGGUGGACCCCGAGUUCCAGCGAGUGUGCUCAGAUGAGAGGGAGCAGAUCAAAGCUCUCAACAACAAAUUUGCAUCAUUCAUCGAGAAGGUUCAAUGUCUGGAGCGGCAGAAUCAGGCACUCUUGGCCAAGUGGGAACUUCUGCAGCAGCAAAGCUCUGGCCCUGAGGAGAGAAGAAACAUCAACAACUUCUUCCAGUCCUACAUCACCAACCUGCAGCGGCAGCUCGAGACACUCCAGAGCCAGAAGGAGCAGCUGGAUCCCGAAGCCUACAACAUGCUCCAGCUUGUUGAGGAUUACAAAAACAGAUUCGAGGAUGAGAUCAACAAACGCACGUCCAAGGAGGAGGAGUUUGUGGAGCUUAAAAAGGAACUGGAUAGUGCCUACAUGGGAAAAAUGGAGUUUGAUGUCCGAGUGGAUAUCCUGAGGCAGGAGCUGGAGUUCCUCCGGUGUUUAUAUGAAGCUGAGCUGUCCCAGCUGCAAACGGUUGCUGGGAACGUUGAUGUUAUUCUGUCCAUGGACAACCACAGGGACCUGAACAUGGAUGGAAUCAUUGAGGAGGUCAGGCAGGAAUACGAGGGGAUAGCCCACAGGAGCACGGCUGAAGUGGAUGCCAUGUACCGGGGCAGGAAUUCCAGCCUCCAGGACUCCAUUAAAGAUGCUGAGCACCGUGGGAGCUCGGCCGUCAGGGACGGCCAGGAAAAGCUAGAGGAGCUGGAAAAUGCUCUCCAACAGGCCAAGGAUGACCUUUCUCAGCUUGUCCACGAUUACCAGGAGCUCCUGAAUGUGAAGCUGGGCCUGGACAUUGAGAUUGCCAUGUAUCGAUCACUCCUUGAGGAGGAGGAGAACAGGGUGGCAGCAGCUCUGGAGGGUGGGGGUCUAGCUCUGGUGGUGGUGGUUCCAUUUCUGGAGGUGGAAAAGGCUCAGGAUCUGGAGGAGGAGGAAGCUCAGGCAGUGGAGGCUCCAUGUCCAAGGGUGGCAGCAGCUCUGGAGGGUGGGGGUCUAGCUCUGGUGGUGGUGGUUCCAUUUCUGGAGGUGGGAAAGGCUCAGGAUCUGGAGGAGGAGGAAGCUCAGGCAGUGGAGGCUCCAUGUCCAAGGGCGGCAGCAGCUCUGGAGGGUGGGGGUCUUGCAGUGGUGGUGGUGGUUCCAUUUCUGGAGGUGGGAAAGGCUCAGGAUCAGGAGGAGGAGGAAGCUCAGGCAGUGGAGGCUCCAUAUGUGGAGGAGGAGGAAGCUCAGGUAGUGGAGGCUCCAUGUCCAAGGGUGGCAGCAGCUCUGGAGGGUGGGGGUCUAGCUCUGGUGGUGGUAGUGGUUCCAUUUCUGGAGGUGGGAAAGGCUCAGGAUCUGGAGGAGGAGGAAGCUCAGGCAGUGGAGGCUCCAUGUCCAAGGGUGGCAGCAGCUCUGGAGGGUGGGGGUCUAGCUCUGGUGGUGGUGGUUCAAUUUCAGGAGGUGGGAAAGGCUCAGGAUCUGGAGGAGGAGGAAGUUCAGGCAGUGGAGGUUCCAUCUGUGGAGGAGGAGGAAGUUCAGGCAGUGGAGGAUCCAUGUCCCGAGGUGGCCAGAGCUCCGGUGGUUAUGGAUCAGGGUCUGGCAGUGGCAGAUGCAGCCCCCAAAGUGGGGGCAUGA
Messenger RNA from Passer montanus (Eurasian tree sparrow), 1755 nucleotides. RefSeq names its product keratin, type II cytoskeletal 8-like. The transcript is spliced from 8 exons. Lineage: Eukaryota; Metazoa; Chordata; Aves; Passeriformes; Passeridae. The coding region runs from base 1 to 1755 and encodes 584 amino acids. Gene Ontology annotation, biological process: keratinization; intermediate filament organization. Gene Ontology annotation, cellular component: keratin filament. Gene Ontology annotation, molecular function: structural constituent of skin epidermis. The record is from RefSeq and is a predicted model, not a curated record.